AUGAGACUGACCUCCGGAGCAAACGAACAAGACCGCGCAAAAAUUGCUGAAUUCUCUGAUAGGCUCCUCAAAAUUGGAGAAGGUAACUCGAGGGAUUACAUUAGCUCUAACUCUGUUGAUCGUUCUGAGAUACAUGACAGGGAUAUUCUUGAUGUCCUCGGUCCUGAAUUUCUAAGCUCUUUGAAAACUUUCGGUUUGCCUAACCAUCACAUCAAACUAAAGGUCGGAACUCCGAUUAUGUUAAUGAGGAACAUCGAUCAGUCCGAAGGUUUGUUUAACGGUACACAUCUAAUUGUUUCAAAGCUGGCUACGCACGUUCUUGAGGCUCAUAUAAUGGGCGGAAAAAAAGAUGGGAACAUCGUCUAUAUCCCCAAGAUGAAUAUGUCCCCUUCGCAGUCGCCCUGGCCUUUCAAACUAAGUCUUCGACAAUUUCCCAUCAUUGUCUCCUACGCGAUGACUAUAAACAAGUCGCAAGGAAAAUCCUUGGAUUGGGUUGGGCUUUAUAUAACCCGAGACGUUUUUAAUCAUGGGCAAAUAUAUGUCGCACUUUCGAGGGUUACGGGCAAGAGACUACAACAAACGUCGUAUACAAGGAGGUUUUCAACAAUGUUUGAGGUCAUAUUUCUGUUUUUCAACGACUAA
Vicia villosa (hairy vetch) is the source of this 642-nucleotide messenger RNA. RefSeq lists its product as uncharacterized. The record is from RefSeq and is a predicted model, not a curated record. The transcript has 2 exons. NCBI's taxonomy places the organism in Eukaryota, Viridiplantae, Streptophyta, Magnoliopsida, Fabales, Fabaceae. Bases 1 to 642 code for a protein of 213 amino acids.